AUGACAGUACACUCUGGCCAACAAGCUAGCCCUGUGGAAACAUCCUCAGACUCCUUCAAUCGAGUUCUCCUUUUCUUCAAACAGUCCAUAGAUGACCUUUCCACCAUUACUCCACCCCCUGCUGGUUCGCCUCUGCCUUCUGCCUCUUCAAGGCGUAGGAACCGCCACCGGGGAAAAAGGGGCACUCCUUCUCCGGCGGUUCUGCCAGUCGCCACCACUCCUUCUCCGGUGGUUCAGCCUGACACCUCCAUCCUCCCUGAAGUCCACCCAGCAGUAAGCAGUCCACAUCCUCGCCAGUCAGAACCCAUUGUCAAACCUGUUAGCUUAGCGCCCGAACCCACUAGCACAUCACUUAACCUUUUGCCAGAAUCAGCCAGCAAACCCAUUAGCCCAGCUCCUAAGAACCCCCGGCAUAAGAAACGGCGUCGCUGUGAGUCCGCUCUGAGCCGUCUAGAGACCCCUGAACUAGCUCUGAGCUGUCUAGAGACCCCUGAGCCAGUUCUGAGCCAUCUAAAGACUCCUGAGCCAGCCCUGAGCCGUUUUGAGACCUCUCUACAGGCGCUCCUGACCGCCAAGAGUCCUCUGCAAGCAUCACAAGCCACUACAGAGAAUGAACCUUUGCCGCCAUGGGCGGUUUCUUCCAUGCUGGAUUUGGAGCCACAGUCGGUGCUCUCCUCUGUUCCAGAUGUGGAGCCACAGAGAACCAAGCCUCAGACCUCAGCCUGCCGUCUGCCUUUGAACCUUCAUGGCUUCCCCCUUCGGCCUGCUCAGCUCAAGCCUCAGACCUCAGCCUGUCGUCUGCUACUAAACCCACAUCUGGAGGUCAUCAAGCCUCAGCCAAGCCAAACCACCUUCGAGCACUCAGUCUGUCGCCAACCUCUGGAGCCUCCUCGGAUUAUUCACCUCGGCUGCUCUGCUCAGUUCCUGGUCAGCAAUCCAGCUGAGACCAGCCCUUGA
Cyprinodon variegatus (sheepshead minnow) is the source of this 957-nucleotide messenger RNA. RefSeq names its product extensin-like. Bases 1 to 957 code for a protein of 318 amino acids. The record is from RefSeq and is a predicted model, not a curated record. The transcript has 5 exons. Lineage: Eukaryota; Metazoa; Chordata; Actinopteri; Cyprinodontiformes; Cyprinodontidae.